AUGUCGUUGCUGAGCGACCGGGCAGUCGUGGAGCACCAGCUGCAGCGGCAAGGAGGCGAAGUCCUGGCGAACCCGACUCGUAUCAGGUCGCUGCUCAUCGCCAAAAACGUGAGCAAGACGAAGUUGGCCCACUGGGUCCCGCUCCGUGAGAGCAAGCCGGUGUAUGUGAGUGCCAAGUAUGUAUCUGCGGGCGUAGCACACCCUCAGUGGCUGGUGGACGGCGUAGAAGCAGUCGCGGUGCUGCUGUGGGCGCCGAGGCACAUGCGCUACGGCAGCCGCUCCUGCAAGGCGAAGCUUACCCAGUUACUGGACACCGACGAAGAUGCCCGGCACGACCCUCUGCAUGGCGAUGAGCCAACGCUGCUCCCUCUUCAUUGCCGCGCGUGUCCACCAGAGGGAGGCACAAGGGCGUGCACCUUCAGAUGCUGA
This is a messenger RNA of Leishmania major strain Friedlin, 429 nucleotides long. RefSeq lists its product as hypothetical. The record is from RefSeq and is a predicted model, not a curated record. The transcript has a single exon. Lineage: Eukaryota; Euglenozoa; Kinetoplastea; Trypanosomatida; Trypanosomatidae. Bases 1 to 429 code for a protein of 142 amino acids.